This is a messenger RNA of Cucurbita maxima (winter squash), 525 nucleotides long. RefSeq names its product protein SODIUM POTASSIUM ROOT DEFECTIVE 2-like. The transcript is spliced from 3 exons. Lineage: Eukaryota; Viridiplantae; Streptophyta; Magnoliopsida; Cucurbitales; Cucurbitaceae. Gene Ontology annotation, molecular function: metal ion binding. The coding region runs from base 91 to 435 and encodes 114 amino acids. The record is from RefSeq and is a predicted model, not a curated record.
CAAAUGCUUCUUUAUAUAUUCUGUGUCCCUCUCCCUGCUCUUAUUAAUUAUGAUAUUCACUUUAUUUGUGGUAGAUUUUAGUGCCUUCUGAUGGGGAAGCUGAAGAAAAUUGCGAAGGCUUUGGAUUGUUUCAGUCCCACAUCGUCUACUUCCAUCGCUCGUUUUGACAAAGACCCGCUUAUCGCCAGCAGCAACAAGGGCCAACUCCCGACAUUGGAGGACGCUGUGACGGUGACGCUCAGGGUGUCCAUGCACUGUAAAGGCUGUGCAAGAAAAGUGGAGAAACAUAUUUCAAAGAUGGAAGGAGUGAGGUCGUUCACUGUAGACUUGGAGACUAAGAUGGUGAUUGUAAUUGGAUACAUUCUGCCGUAUGAAGUGGUGGAGAGCGUUUCUAAAGUCAAAAGCUCGCAGCUUUGGCAAUCCUCGCUAGCUUGAUCAUUAUUGGCAUAUCAACAAAUUAAUAAUUUUAUGUCUUUAAUUUCUUUAUUCUAUAUGUCGUUUAUAGGAAUAUGAGUAUUUAUACAC